Messenger RNA from Hyla sarda, 5806 nucleotides. It is a transcript of the gene PIGU, whose product is annotated as phosphatidylinositol glycan anchor biosynthesis class U. Gene Ontology annotation, biological process: protein localization to cell surface; attachment of GPI anchor to protein. Bases 274 to 1620 code for a protein of 448 amino acids. The record is from RefSeq and is a predicted model, not a curated record. NCBI's taxonomy places the organism in Eukaryota, Metazoa, Chordata, Amphibia, Anura, Hylidae. Gene Ontology annotation, cellular component: membrane; GPI-anchor transamidase complex. The transcript is spliced from 12 exons.
CCAUAACUGGACAGUUUUAGCCCUUAUAUAAUUUUAUUAUUUUGUUAUUCACAGACUGAACCCCAAUAAUCUCAUCUAGAAUAUUCCGUCGCCCCAUCUUCAUUACAGUCAGUUUCGCGCUUUCCACGAUAUUGUCCCACUUCACCAGCCGUAGUUCUCCAUCCCGGAAGUGAGGACGGCCGUGUCGUCUAGGAUUGUGGUCAUUGUAGUUCCGCUUCCUCCGCUUUACUUGUCUGUGCUGUGACUGCAGAACUACAGGCGCCAUGUUUUCCCAUGAUCCUCCGCGCUGCCCGAGCAGCCUGCUCUGGAAACAUGGCGGCGCCGUUGGUCCUGGUGUUGCUGGUGGCGGUUACCGUCAGGGCCGUGCUGUUCCGCUCCGGUCUGGCCGCCUUCAUCUCCGAGCGGGUGGAGGUCGUGUCUCCGCUCAACUCCUGGAAGAGAGUUGUAGAAGGAAUGGCCCUCUUGGACCUGGAUGUUUCGCCGUACUCAGGAGACGUCUUCCAUGAAACGCCGCUUAUUGUUUAUCUUUUCCAUUUCCUGGUGGAUUACUCAGAGAUCGUCUUUAUGAUUACGGAUGCACUUACCGCCGUUGCACUUUAUUUGGCAGCCCAAGAAUAUAACAAAGUGUUGUUCAAACAGCAGAAACUUUACCUCCAGCUGAACAAGUACUCCGCUGGAGCUCAAGAACUUCUCAGGACGCCGACAGAAAUGUACUACAUCCCCCUGAAGGUGGCGCUCUUCUACUUGCUGAACCCCUAUACCGUUCUUUCCUGUGUGGCCAAAUCUACCUGCGCCAUCAAUAAUGCCAUCAUCGCUUUAUUUAUAUUGGCUACAGUGAAAGGUAGCCCACUCCUCAGUGCAGUGUUCCUGUCAUUAGCCACCUACCAGUCUCUGUACCCCAUUACCUUGUUCCCUGCAGCUCUCUUAUAUCUUCUCCAGAGAGAGUUUAUCCCUGUGAAGAUAUCCAGUCCUAGCUUCUGGCUCCUGACCUGUCAGUAUUCCUCUCUCUACCUGGGCAGCCUGACCAUCCUGAUUUGCCAUUCCUUCUUCUUGCUGAACUCCUGGGAUUUCAUACACUCGGUUUACGGCUUUAUACUUUCGGUUCCUGACUUGACUCCCAACAUCGGCCUGUUCUGGUACUUCUUUGCAGAGAUGUUCGCGCACUUCAGCCUGUUCUUCGUCUGUGUUUUUCAGAUCAAUGUCUUCUUCUACUCUGUGCCACUGUCCAUCAAGUUAAAAGACCACCCAGUGUUCCUGAUGUUCAUACAGAUUGCUAUUAUCUGCAUCUUCAAAUCUUACCCCACUGUGGGGGACGUGGCUCUCUACAUGGCUCUCCUCCCCAUGUGGUCCCAUCUGUCAAGGUUUUUGCGUAACAUCUUCAUCGUCUCCUGCAUGCUGGUGGUAUGUUCACUACUCUUUCCAGUCCUUUGGCAUUUGUGGAUAUAUGCGGGUAGUGCCAACUCAAAUUUCUUCUACGCCAUCACGCUCUCAUUUAACGUGGCACAGAUUCUGCUGGUGGCCGACUAUUUCUACGCCUUCUUACGGAGAGAGUACCAUCUACACCACGGCCUUUAUCUAACCAAGAAAGAUGGAACCGAAGCCACCUUAAUCUUGAAGUAAAAGCAACUCUGGGCACAUGAAGGUUUGUUUACACAGUGGGAUGGGGCGAGAUGGCGCAGUGCCCACGUGUGGAACAGAGCGGCUCUGUCCAGCCACAUCCCAAAGGACAAACAGGGAUUGCGUAUUAAUAAUUUUUUUUACAGUCCAGUGAUUUUUUUGACAAGGUUAAAUCGGCAUGGAAAAUUACCGUAUCCCCCAAACAAACAUGCUGCUGUGAAGAUCUCUGCUAUGCAUCAAGCAUUGUCGCGAACAGACCAUGGGCGUCAUUGAUUAUGGUCAGAAAGUCAACUGAAGGCGACCGUUGUCUUCUUGGUUUCGAGCGUCGGUGUGUGAAACGGUCCCAGUGGCCAAGGGCAGAGAUGAGGCCUCAAUAUAAUGCGCUGUGUUUGGAUGGAAGGUGAACAUUGGAUCAGAUAUGGAUGUGCACAGCGCUGUGGUCUACGAGUCCGUCUCCUGCAGGGUUUUUUUUUUCUUCCUUUUAACCCACUCACUUCCUUAACCUUGCUUUUAUUUUAUAACCAUAAACCGUACUUUUUUCAAUGCGUUAUUCACCACGUGUACAAGCAAUACAUGGCCAGAGCCUGCCGCUCAGCUCAGGGUGCCAGAUACAUGCGUGAUACGUCCCUUACCUUUAUCACCAAAUAUCGGUUGGGCGCGGUGCGUUUGCGUUGUUGUGUGGAGAAGCCAAUAGUCAGAUUUAUGGUUCACUUCCAUUAUGGCUAUUAGAGGAGUUCUCAUGGAAUGUGACGCAGAUGAGACCUAUGGGACCCCCUGCUUAUCAACACUGUGAAGGAAACGCGGGGUCCCUGAGGGUCAUCGUUGUUAAAGUCCUGGAGAACCCCCUCUAAAUCAUGACAGUCUGGGCUGUAACACAGCAGGGUUUCCAAGCGGAAUCCAGUGUAGAAAUUCCAUUGCAGCGGCCUCCCAUUGUUUUCCUUGGGAUUCUGCUGCACUGUUCACACUGCAGACCUUCUGUGGCGGAAAAACCUGCUGGAGAGAUUUGUUUAUUUUUCCAGCAGAAUCCGCUUGGACAGGUAUUGCCUGCAAUGUCAGCGCUUGCCACACACGGGUUGUCCUUGCGGAUAUUCUGCUUUCUGAGUAAGCCUAUCCAUGUUACUGGUUAUGUGACAUCACUGUGAACUCUCUAGGAUGGUGUAAAUUUAAUGGUGUUGUCGUCUAUGCACAGGAUAUCCAGGAUAAGUGAUAACUAGCUCAUCAUUAGGGGCCAGAAUGCUGGGACCUGCAGAAUUUUAUUAAAGGGGUACUCCGCUGCCAGACAUCUUAUCCCCUAUCCAAAAGAUAGAGGAUAAGAUGUCUGAUCGCGGGGGUCCUGCAUCUCCUAAACAAAUGCUGGAUUCCUGCAGCAGUUUGUCACGCCAUGCCCCCUCCAUUCAUGUCUAUGGGAGGGGGCGUGUUGUCCGACACGCCCCCUCCCUUAGACAUGAAUGGAGGGGGCGUGGCGUGAUGUCACAAUCACAGGCUCUCAGCUUUCUGAACAAAAUGUUCUGAUCACUGGAGCACCGAAGUAUCCCUUUAAGGGUCGAGUCACACAGAGCAUGAAAUACGCUGCGGAUGCACCAACUGCAGUUACAAAAGAGUGCUCCCGGUUGGGUAGCUCUGUGUGUCUGCUCUUAGUGGCGGAUUUCCCCCUGCGCAUCUGCUUUGAGCAGGCACUGUGUCUACAGCGGGAAAUCCAUGGCUACGAAUGGACACACGGCUACCUGGCCGCAGCAGGGAGCUCACUCUUGUGACUGCCGUCGGCGCUCCGGAUGUUCUCCAUGUGACCCUACUCUAAAACAAGAAAUGCCUAUACUCUCCCUUCCUCGCUCCCCUGCUUGCUAUUAGAGAGAGAGAGAGAUAUAUGAGAGAGAGAUAUAAAUAUAGUGAUCCCCCUAGAAUACCCCUUUAGGGUAUGUUCACAUGAUUGAGAUCGAUUUGAUUUACACUACUAUUAGCUUUAAAGGAGUACUCCAGGAUUGGAAAACUUUGAGUCCGACCACUGGGACUCCGCGAUUUCCCGUACGGGGCCCCGGCAGUUCGCGGGAUGGGGGCGUCGCCUGACACGCCCUCUCAAUACAACUCUAUGGGAGAGUCGGAGCACUGCCUUCAGUAAUCUCCGCCUCUGCCGCAGUGCUGUAUUGAGGGGGCGUGUCGGCCGUUGCAUCGUGCGGUGGCCAGAGAUUUGGACACCGUGCGGGAGAUCGCGGGGUUCCCAGCGGUCGGACCCCCCUGCGAUCUAAAACUUAUCCCCUAUCCCUUUCCAAUACUGGAGUGCUCCUAUAAUGGAUCCUCUGAAAUUCUUCAAUAGAGGCAGAUUGCUGGCAGACCUGUUAAAGUGAAUGGUAGUGUAACCCUUGAUUUCCCACUGCCAGUUACGCUUUUGCCAACGUACCCUAAAAAUGUGACUGAUUUUUAAAUUAACAUCCUCCAUGUUACUAAACUUUCCAGUUCAGUCGUAUAGAAAUCACCAUUCACAGCAAUGUCCGCGCGUACACACAAGCGAGUGUAGAUGUAGAUGUUGAUGCGGGGGGUGAUUUGGCGAUUUGGCACCAUAGGUCUCGAUGACUACACCGAGGCAACACGUAACCGCGAGCGCUGAUAAUUCUCUGCGUAUAUAUGGCCAGUUAGGAAUCAGCUCAUCCAAAUUCUACCAUGUUCACAAUGGCUUCUAUGUUUGUUUUAGUAGGUGACGGGGACGAUCAAUCACAAAAUAGUAAUGCGCAAAUUUAUUUUUCAGUCCAUAAUUGUUUUGUUGUUGGCGAGCUUAACCCCGUAGAAAGUGGUACGAACCCAGUUAUAGGUCUCCCUCACAUAUGAUGUGAAAUACUGGGACAGGGUUUGGAAGCCUUGAUCCUGGAUUCUCCAGUUACUAUGGGGUUAAGCUGAAGCCUUUGCACUGGACAUCGCCCCUUUUGCCUCCUAUGGUACGUUCACAUUUGCGUAUUUUGCUACCAAUGUUCUGCUGCAGAUUUUAUGAUUCACAUAGAGCUUUGUAUGCCUCCAGCUGAAGCAAAACUACAUCUCCCAGAAUCGAGAGCUCUGUUCACAUGACGCAUAAAAAAAGGCAACACUACCGUGGUAUUCUGUGACUAGCUCCAUACCCAUAUAGGAUGAUGGAAGUUUUUUAGCUUCUGGUAUUUGUACAAUUCUGUUCACACUCUCCAUAUGGUUGGACAGUGUUGAAAAACUACAUUUCCCAGCAUGUCCGGACAGCCUUAGACUGCCUUGAUUCGCCUUUCAGGGACAGUUUGGAUCCUUUGGAGAAGGCAGACAGGCUUUUGGCUCUCUGGCUAUGCUGGAAGUUGUGGUUUUUCAACAGCUGGAGGCACACUGGUUAAGAAACCCUGACUUUAGGGUAGGUGCACACUACGGAAUAUCCACCCCAGACAAAUUCAGAUUGGUGAUGCCCUCUGCAGCAGCCAGCGAUGGCACUUGGGUUGUGCAGAUCUGCACCAUGCCCACUGCUGGCAAUGCAGUCUGUGUGACAUUCCUCAACGGAGUGAACCGGUUUAUUAUUUCUGCAUAGUCCAAGUGGAAGUCAGCUGACCUUGGCGUGGUGCACUGCCGGCUCCUAUGAAAUGCACAAGAAGAUUACACCGCCAGCACCUCACAUAAACAUAAAAACUACUGUCAUUGUGGAUCCUUAAAAAUGUGCAAGAAAUAGUCAAACUUAGAGGGGGUACUCUGCUGCCAGACAUCUUAUCCACUGUCCAAAGGAUAGCGAAUAAGAUGUCUGAUCACGGGGGUUCUGCCACUGGGACCCACCGUGAUCUCUGCUGUGGCACCCCAGUCAUCCAGUGCACGGAGCGAUGACUAGCGAUGCAACGCUGGAGGCUUGUGAUGUCAUGGCCACAUCCCUCCUUUCAAUGCAAGUCUAGGACAGGGAGCCCGACCGGUAUUGCGGUAUAGAGAAGAAUUCAUAUUGUACAGAAAAAACACACCGAUAUUUGGUAUGAACCGGUAUACCGCCCAGCACUACCCUUUAAGGGAGUAUCUUGGGGAACUCUCAAACGCAUUUCGAGUCUUGCAACUCUUAAUCAUAAUUUCAGAGUUACUAUUAAAAGGGGGUACUCUGGGGGGGAAACUUUUUCUUAUUUUAUUUUUUUUAAAUCAACUGGUGCCAGAAAGUUAAACAGAUUUGUAAAUUACUUUGAUUAAAAAAAUCUUAAUCCGUCCAGUACUUAUU